UAUAUUCUUUUUCUUUUUUCGAGCCAGCAUCAAUUAGUCAAACUGUGUGAGCAACUAUAGUUAUUAUGACAAUUUAUUCAUGUACAAGAUCACAAAAAAUGGAAAUGAGAAUCCAAUUAGUAGUCGUGAUUCUGAUAAGCCUUUCAGCAAGUUAUGUCGGAGCCCAGUCCCUAACUACCUACGCUUGUCUAAACAACGGAAACUACACAGUUAACAGCACAUACAGCACAAAUCUCAACACCCUACUCUCAUCUCUCUCCUCCAACAUCGCCGACGAUGGAUUCCACAACGACGCCUCAUUCGGCCAGAGCCCAGACAGUACCGCCAACGCUAUUGUCGUCUGCAGAGCUGACAGAACCCUCGACCAGUGCCGCACGUGCGUCCAAAGCGCUGCGGUUAGGUUAUUAGAGCUGUGCCCCAAUCAAAGGCAGGCUAUUAUAUGGUACGAUUUCUGUAUGCUGCGCUACUCAAACGACUCCAUUUACGGAACCCCGUCUUUCGAUCCAAGGUGGAUCACGCGCAAUGUUGCGAAUGUCCCGGAGAUCGGUAGCAUUGAUCGGUUAAGGGAGAAUCGGACAAGGCUGCUGCUGGACGAUCUUCAGUUCCAAGCUGUUUAUGGCAACACUGUAAUGAAGGUUGGUGCAGGGUCCAGGAGUUUUUCAGAUUCUACAACACUUUACGGGCUGGUGCAGUGCACCCCGGAUUUAUCCCCGUCGGAUUGCGCAUCUUGCUUGAUCCAGGCAGCUCGAAGCUUGAGUGAUGGUUUUGAUGCAAGGGGAAUGAGAAUACUGUUACCCAGCUGCUAUAUUCGUUAUGAGACUUAUCUCUUCUACAAUGAAACCAGGCUUCUCGAACUCCAUCUCGUACUUUUGCAGCCCACCCCAACACUUCCUGCAGGUAAGAAUGAUUGA
Molecule: messenger RNA, 911 nt
Organism: Erythranthe guttata (spotted monkey flower)
Lineage: Eukaryota; Viridiplantae; Streptophyta; Magnoliopsida; Lamiales; Phrymaceae
Source: RefSeq, a predicted model, not a curated record